Leptosia nina is the source of this 1947-nucleotide messenger RNA. The record is from the annotation of a GenBank genome assembly. NCBI's taxonomy places the organism in Eukaryota, Metazoa, Arthropoda, Insecta, Lepidoptera, Pieridae.
AUGUGUGCACGGAAGUCUGUUAAAGUAGUUAUCGAUAAAGAGGGAAGCGAUAAUUUCCUUUUCGAUAUUUCUAAAACGAUAAAACAGUUCUAUGAGACACCGGUUAUUUUCUUCACGAAUAAUGACUAUUCCGAUAAUAUAUUUAAUACGCUGUGCUCUAUGCGAUCAGCCUUACAAGGAGAAUCGCAGUCACAAAUAAUUGAUAUAAUCGUAGAUUUUCACUUAAAUUGGCUGCAUGCUGUGAAUGAGGUAGAACAAUUCUCUAAGCGUAUCAAUGAUCUUCCAAGGGACGACGUAUACCAAGCAGUGAGUUAUACAAUCGAUGCGAUGGGGUCUCGUCUUAACUAUUAUCAAAAGUACAUGAACAAAUACAAGCCAUCACUAUCCAAUGAAUUGCAAUCUGAUUUAAACGCUGAUAUGGAGAUAGUCGAAGAAAUGCACAAGGAAAUAACAAAGGCACUAUUAGAUAAACUCAAAUGUUUUCGAAACUUCGCUUGCGAUUCAGAAUUUACGAUCAAAGUUUCCGGUGCUGUUGAAGAACUUUUGAACUGGAUUGAUAAAAUAACGGAUGGUUUAGCUUUAGAGCUAAGUAAAUAUAUAAAUAUUAACGUUCCGCAUUUAAGUGGCGAUUUAACAAAGACAUUGCAACAGAUAAUUGAUGAAUUGCACACUUCUAACUCGGAGAGUGCACAACGAAUGCUGGAGCACUUAAAAGAAAAAGGCAAAGAAAUUUCAGCGAUGAUUCGCUCAACUACAAGUCACGAUCUUGAAAUUUGUAAAGUCAUUGAAAAGAUCAACAUUUUGGACGACCGCAUUUCGCGUUUAGAACUGGAACCAACCUCUGCUGCUAGAAUGGCAUUGGAGAAUAAGAGGAACUAUUUAGAAAAGAGAUUGAGUCUGCUUGAUAGUUUAAAAACAACUCUUAAGAGUAUGCAACAAUUGACAGAAGUACACUUAGAAUCAGUACCUGACGACGAACUGUGCGUUUGUGAGGAUUUCUAUGAAUUCCGUAUAUUUAAUCAUGAUCUUGAGCCGGAAGACCGCGAACAUUUGAUAACAGAACUAUGCUACUUAUGGGAUUUGGCUGUUUUUGGAGAACGGAGUCACAAAUCCAUUAUUUCUAUUCUUAGCGCAGCAGACAUCAAGGAGGAAUAUAAUGAUGAAUUAGGUACGUUCUAUAUCGACCAGCACAGUCGAAAAAUUUACAAACUUCCAGAUGACGAAACUCUCUAUCAACCAAAUGAAAGAGGUGAACUAGUCCCUGUUAGUGACGACUCGGACCAUGUCUUUUUUUAUGAUGAAUGUGGGAGAUACUUCAUCGAUGCUAAAACAAGACAGAGAGUAUACAAAGCUUACGAAACCGCAAGCGAGUAUAUGAUGGACAGCAGUGGAAUUUUAUUAAAAGUAAAAGAAGAGCGAGAUGGAAUAGUUUACUAUUAUGAUAAUUGUGGUCGCUAUUACAUAAAUAGCGAAGGUAAACAUAUAUAUCGUGACGAAGAUUCCGUAAGCGAAUAUGAAAAUGAUGGCUUCGGAAACCUUGUACGUAUUCGUAGUCAGACUGAAAUGUUUGAAUUGUGCCCAGGCGAUGCGAAUGUAACAGAGGAUUUCAAAUACUUAAAAUUAAAUGUUGGGAAAGCUUUAAGGGAGUGUAUUGCAGAUGUUAUUUUACAUCAGCCAGCGGAUCCAAUAAAAUAUUUAUCAGCUCGUCUUGUAAAGUAUAGAAAAAAUAUUGAAGUUCGAGAAAAAAGAGCAAGAGAGAAGGAAGAGUUGGAUAUAGAAAGAGAAAUAAGAAUUGCAGAAGAGCGCGCUGAAGCUGAACGAGCGGCGAGAGAAGCUGCAAUGUUAACCCAGGGUGGUAGUGAGGCUAGCUACGAUUCUAAUCUUUAUAAGUAUGCUUCUAUGCACCCAGAUGAUGCAGAUUCCUAUGCUGUUAGUUCUACACACUAG